AUGCAGUCUUCCGGGUCCCUUAUGACUAUGGAAGAGAAUAAAAAGAUGGAGAAGUGCUCUGAAUGUGAAGGGCAGAAAAAGAAAUCAUUAUCUCUCCUCACACGAGAGUCAGUGCCCUAUGCAUCUCACUAUUGUGAAGAAAAUACGUAUAAACUCAUUGAAAUCCUUUUUGAAAACUAUACAGUAUCUGAUCAGGAUGUUUUUGCUGUUUUUGUGAGUAACAGGGAAAAAAAAACACCUGUAUGGAUGCAACGUCUUGGUAGAAAUGAAGAAAAUGAUAAUAUUGACACAAAAAAUCCUCUUGUAUGGGAUUAUCACGUUUUUGUUCUUGUUAUCACUACUACAGGGAGAAAAUUAGUAUUUGAUUAUGAUUCUAUCUUGCCAUUUCCAUCUCUAGCAGAGGAAUAUGUGAUGAAAGCUUUUCGACCAUAUAUGCAAUUACGUGAGGAGUAUCAACAAUGGUUUCGUGUUAUUCCUGGUCGAUUAUAUUUAGAUUAUUUUUCAUCUGAUCGUUCACACAUGGAUACAUCAGAUAUACCACCUCCUCCUUGGCCUCUUAUUCGUGGUAAACUAGCAGUGAAGGAGAUGCAACUUCCAUUAUAUUGGGAUAUGUUACCUGUUGUUGAGGGAAAAGAGUCAGGAGAUAAUUCUUCUUUUCUAGGUAAAGUAAUGAAUAUAGCCGAAUUUACGUCUUUUGUAGGCUUAUCAAGAAAAAAGGGUUGA
Molecule: messenger RNA, 723 nt
Organism: Trypanosoma theileri
Lineage: Eukaryota; Euglenozoa; Kinetoplastea; Trypanosomatida; Trypanosomatidae
Product: putative DREV methyltransferase
Exons: 1
Coding region: 1-723 (240 amino acids)
Cellular component (GO): cytosol; nucleus
Molecular function (GO): protein-N-terminal glutamine amidohydrolase activity; protein-N-terminal asparagine amidohydrolase activity
Source: RefSeq, a predicted model, not a curated record